Pantherophis guttatus is the source of this 5282-nucleotide messenger RNA. The record is from RefSeq and is a predicted model, not a curated record. Lineage: Eukaryota; Metazoa; Chordata; Lepidosauria; Squamata; Colubridae.
CAGGCGCUUUUCAUCCUGCUAAGGAUUCCAGUGCAUUUUUUUUUUUUUAAAGGGGGCAUUUGCCUUUCUCUGCCAGAGUCACGCAGGGUGCAUCUGCAGGAAGGAAGACCUAGAGGGUGCAUUAAAAUCAGGAAAAUUGGAGAAGCUCCAUUUCCGUCUUGGAAAUGGAAGAUCCGGUGAUGGUCCUCAAAGUGGCAGGAGGGUCAGGCACGGUUGGAAGAAACCCUCAGCUGCUACCGACUGGAAGCAUUGGGCGAUUCCCACAAAGGGUGUCAGCGCAGAAGAAAGUUAAGGAGGAGCCAGACGAAGUGGUACUUCCUUCUUGGGACACCCAGCGGCAGCACUUUCGGCAGGAAACGGGGUCCCCUUCCUCAGGAUGGGGGUCUCCUCAGCCGCCCCCGGAACUGACCCCAUGGGAUGAUGCCAAGGGCUUCCUGGCCUCCUUUGAGCAAGUGGCCAAAGCCUGCCGGUGGCCAAAAUACGAGUGGGCAGCCCGUCUCUUGCCCGCCCUCAGUGGGCAAGCUGAAUGGGCCUUCAGUGGCCUGGAGGCCGGAGAGCGAGAGGAUUACGGGAAAGUGAAGACGGCCAUCUUGUGGGGAAGCGCCCUGAGCCGAGAGAAGCAGCGCCAGCACUUUCGCCGUUUCUGCUACCAGGAGGCUGAGGGCCCACGGCGGGCUUGCACCCGUCUUCAGGAGCUUUGCCGCCGGUGGCUGAAGGUGGAGAAACACUCCAAGGAGCAGAUCCUGGAGUUGCUGAUCCUGGAGCAGUUCCUGACUAUCCUGCCAGGGGAGAUUCAGAGCUGGGUCAGAGCCCGGGGCCCCGAUACCUGCUCCCAGGCGGUGGCCCUGGCCGAGGAUUAUCUGCAGAAGCAGCAGAAAACGGAGGAGUGGGAGCAACAGGAUGGCAUGCCAUGUGAGGAAGUAGCGGUUGGUUUUUCAGGACCAGAACAAGCUUUCCAGCCUCCGGAUCAGAGCCAGCUGCACGGAGAAGCCAAAGGAGAAAGUGAUGGGGACAACUGUCUCCCAGAGUACGGACCUGCGAAUGAUCAGAAGGAGAGAAGCUGUUUGCAGGAAGGAGGUAAGGAAAGGGAUCUGUGCUGGAUCCCCCAAAGACAAUUCGCGGAGAACUUUUCCCGGGUCCCCGAGCAGCGGAAACUCUUCCAGAAUCAGACCCAGCCAAAGAUUCAGCAAGGAAUCCAUAUACGGAACAAAGCAGCCAUAUCCAUCGCUUCGGUCAUCAAUAGGAAGAUCUUGGGCAAACCUCUAUUAUUCCAGAUCCAGAAGUCAAGCAUCCCAUCUGGGCUGGACUUGAGACAGGAACCAGACGAUAACAUCCCGGUUCCCGAAAGACCUUACCACAAGUGUUCGAUCUGCGGGAAGACCUUUGGUCAAAGCUCGCAUCUGAAUUUCCACCAGAGGACCCACGACGUAGAGAAGCCUUACAAGUGCACCCAGUGUGGGAGCAGUUUCCACUCACGCCAAGGCCUCAUCUACCACCAACGCAUCCACGCCGGCGAGAAGCCAUACAAAUGCUCCUUCUGCGGGAAAAACUUCAGCCAGAGUUCUCACCUCCUGGUGCAUAAGAGGAGCCACACGGGCGAGAAGCCCUUCAGGUGUCCUACCUGUGGGAAAUGCUUCAGUCGCAACUCCCUUCUGACCAUCCACCAAAGGACUCACACGGGGGAGAAGCCGUACACAUGCUUGCAGUGCGGUAGCCAGUUCCAUUCCGGUUCGGGGCUGAUUAACCACGAGAGGAUUCACGCAGGAGUGAAACCGUAUAAAUGCUCUACAUGUGGGAGGGAUUUCAUCCGGAAGGCACACCUCACUCGGCACCAGAGCAUACACAGCGAUGACAAGGACGGCACCCUCAUUGUGAGUGCUUGUGGGCCCCCUCGUGUGAGCCUUGUGAGUGCUUGCGGUUCCCCUCAUGCGAGCCUCAUUGUGAGUGCUUGUGGGCCCCCUCGUGUGAGCCUUGUGAGUGCUUGCGGCUCCCCUCGUGCGAGCCUCAUUGUGAGCGCUUGCAGCCCCACUUGUGCAAGCGUUGUCACGGGCUGUCGCAGUCCCAUUCGCAUGAGCCUCAUCGCAGGCACUCGCAGUCCCAUUUGCAUGAUCCUUGUCAACAGCGGUUGCAACUGCACUCAUGAGAGCGUCAUCGCAGGCAUUCAUAGCCCCACUCGCAUGAAUGUCGUUGUGGGCACUUGCGACCCCUCUCGCGCAAGUGUUAUCACAGGCACUCACAGCCCACUCACACGAGCGUCAUCGCGGGUGUUUGUGGCCCCACUCACACGAGCGUCAUCGCGGGUAACUUAUUUUUGGAGAUUCUUACAUCACCGGAUUAAAAUGGAAGAGAACCCCUUCCACGUCUGGCCAAAAGAAGAAGACCCAGAAGAGUUCAGAGAAGCCCUUGGUGGCCUCCAGAAGGUUGUUGCCCUCAAACCCCAGGCAGAUGAAGAAGUAGGAAGUCCACUGUUGAGAUCAGUGCCUUCUGGGUUUACUGGACACCACCUACCAAGGACAAGAUCCUAUUGGGUGAAAGAAGAAGCAAGAGAGGGUGCGACGAGAUGCUGGGAAGCCCAGUUGCAGAUGUUUCUGAAGAAAAUGGAGUCACCUUUUUCCACCUGGAGAUCCGCACCCUUGGCAGAGGUGCCUACACCAUGGGACAAUGCCAAGGCAUUCUUGGAUUCCUUUGAACAAGUGGCCAAAGCUUGCCAGUGGCCCAGGGAGGAAUGGGUAGCCAGACUCUUGCCAGCACUCCGUGGAGAGACCCAACAGGUCUUUGACGGAAUGGUGGCCAAGGAUAGGAUAGAUUAUGGGAAAGUGAAGGCAGCCAUCUUGCAAGGGGACGCCCUACAGAGGGAGAAACAUCGUCAGCACUUCCGGCAUUUCUGUUACCAGGAGGCUGAGGGACCUACCGCAGCAUACAAUCAGCUCCAAGAUCUUUGUUACGGGUGGCUGAAAGUGGAGAGACACUCUAAGGAGCAGAUCCUGGAGCUGUUGAUCCUGGAGCAAUUCCUGGCGAUCCUGCCCCUGGAGAUCCAGAGUUGGGUACGGGAAUGCAGCCCCGAGACUUGCUCCCAAGCGGUGGGCCUGGCCGAAGAGUUUCUUCAGCGUCAACGAGAGACCAAGGACCGCCGUGGAAAGCAGGUCAACAUCAAAGAGAGCUCCCUGCAUUCCUCUGAGGCCAACCAGGCUCCCCCUGAUACGGAGCAGAGGCAGCUGUAUGCCGCAACUGAGCAGGAAGACGUGGGAGAAAUGAAGAAUGAAGACGAGAUGGAACCUUGUGAGAUGCCUUCAGAAACCAACCCUAUCGAAGUCCUCAAAGAAAACUUACGGAAGCAGGGCGGAUCAAACAGAUCUGAGGGGAUCCCUCUAGAGAAAAGGAGUGACGUCGCCAUUUCCUGCCAGGAGGAAGAUGUCCAUGAAGUCAUCAUUCGGGGACAAUCAAUGGAAGAGAGGAAGAAACAUUGCCAGGGCGACCAGUGGAGAAGCCACUUAGGGGAGAAACCCAACAAGAACCCAAGUUUUGGGAUGAGUAUUCAUCAGAACGGCAACUUUGCCGAAUAUCAGCUUCUCCACUCUGGUGUGAAGCCCUACAAAUGCUUAGAAUGUGGGAAAGGUUUUAGUCAAAGCACCCAACUGACCUCCCAUCAGAGGACCCACACGGGAGAGAGACCGUACAGUUGUCCAAGCUGUGGCAGGACCUUCAAUCAGAGCACCAGCCUGAUUCAACACCAGAGGAUCCACACGGGGGAGAAACCCUAUCAAUGUUCCGAGUGCGGGAAGAGCUUCCGCCACAGCACCAGCCUGACCUCCCACCAGAGAAUCCACACGGGGGAAAAGCCGUACAAAUGCUCGGAUUGCGGGAAAGGCUUUUGCAACCAGUCGGGCCUCAUUAACCACAAGACCAUUCACACGGGGGAGAGGCCGUACAAAUGCUUGGAGUGCGGGAAGAGUUUCAGCCAGAGCACCCACCUUACGUCGCACCAAAGAAUUCACACCGGCGAGAGACCGUAUAAAUGCUCGGACUGCAACAAAACCUUUUGCGAUCAGUCGGGACUCGUUAAACACCAGAGGAUUCACACGGGGCAGAAACCCUAUAAAUGCCUGGCGUGUGGGAAGAGUUUUAGCCAAAGCACCAAUCUUAUUAGACAUCAGAGAAUCCAUACGGGAGAGGAAGCCCACAAAUUAACCUCUCCUUGUAACGCGACGGUUGCGUUCCAGUUUCAAAGGCCUGCCAUUUCUAAGGCUUAAUACUGGUAGUCCUCGACUUACGACCACAAUUGAGUGCAGAAUUUAUGUCGCUAAGUGAGUUUUGCCCCGUUUUACGACUUUUCUUGCCUCCUUUGUUAAGGGAACGUGUGUUGUUUAAUGACCCCAUAAUCCUUUGUGGGGUGGAGUCGGGGCAAUUGAGUGUUUACUGGCCGGAUGCCCUUCCCGGUCGCCAAUGUGGAGUUUUGCAGCAGAUAUAUUCUCAUUGUGCCCAGAGAGAGAAAUAUCAGCCUCUACCUAGGAUCGAACUCACAGCCUCCUGAUUGUGUGGCGAAAGCUCCACCUCUAGGCCACCGCACCACACUGUUAAAUUAGUAACGCAGUUGUUAAGUGAAUCUGGCUUCCCCAUUGACUGCUUGUCAGAACGUCGCAAAAGAUGAUCAUGUGACCACAAGAUGUUGCAACCGUCAGAAUAUGAAUCAGUUGUCAAGCAUCUGAAUGUAAAGCAUGUGACCAUGGAGCACGUGUCCAAGGUCAUAGGUGUGAAAAAUGAUCAUGUCACUUUUUUCAGUGCCGUUGUAACUUCGAACAUUAUUAACAACCGUCGGUAACUGAAGCAAAAAAAGUCAUAAAAUUAGGCACGACUCAUUUAACAUGUUUUGCUUAAAUUUUGGCCCCGACUAUGCUCGUAAAUGGAGGACUACCUGUACACUUCUACAGCAGUCAUACCCACUGCGAUAUUAUAAAUUGGUGUCUCUUGAUCAUCUGUCUAUAGCAAUUUUUCUCAACCUCCGGCAACUUUAAGAUAUGUGGACUUCAACUCCCAGAAUGCUUCAUGCUGGCUGUGGAAUUCUGGGAGUUGAAGUCCACACAUCUUAAAAGUGGCCAACAUUGAGAAAUACUAGCUUAUAGGAACAAUAGUCAAAACUGAAAUACGCAGAGCGAACGCCCCCUUUCCUAAGCGUUCGAUCUGCUGCUCCUGAGCCUUUCCAAAACGGCCACCAACUUUGAAUAUGCUAGAAGGAAGAAAUGAUUCGAUCCAUUGGGAAUAAAUAUGAACUAUAUUGUAACAAU